CAGCUCUUUUGGUCACUUUGGUCACACUGGCGACGGAACAUGUGCUCUGGCAGAGAAAACAAAACAGCGUAAAUUAAUUAGAAUUUCGUGAGUCUAAGAGCUGCAAUCAUGGCGGAUCAUGCGUUUCAUCGGCCGGGGCCGCUGAAGCAAGCGAACAAGGCCCACAAAACGGGCCGUCAUCGCUCCAAAGGAGCCAUUGACAAUGCGCAGAAGGGAAAGAUUGGCCUGAAGGCUAUCUCCCACAAGCACAAGCAGCAGCAGCGCAAGGAGCAGCGUCGCAACCAGAUGAACCAGCUCCGCAAGAACAAAAGGGAUGAGGUGCUGGAGCAGAAGAGAAAGCUUGGAGGUCAGAACACCGCUCCCUUUCUAGUCUGCUUGCUGCCCAUGCACGAGCAGAUCGAUCCCAAGUCCGCACUGGCCAUCCUCCAGAGCUGCGACAGCGAUCUGGUGGUGGAGAACUCCCCAAAUGGGGUUGUUUACAUGAAUCUUCCUCGCUUCAAGCAGCGUUUCGCCUUUGUUUCCCCUCCUGUGGGUCGUGGCAAUGAGCUUAUUGCCCUGGAUUACCUCAAGGUGUGCGAUACCACUCUGCUCCUGACCUCCGCCGCCUUUGGCGAAGACGAGAUCUUCGAUCGCUGGGGCCAACGGAUCUUUAAUAUGAUGUCCGCCCAGGGAAUACCCACUCCUGUGGUUGCCCUCAUGGAUAUGGAGUCCAUAAAUCCCAAGCGACGCACUGCUACCAAGCAAGCGGCUCAGAAGAUCAUCUCAAAGCUUCUACCCGAAGAGAAGAUCAUGCAAUUGGACACGGCCAGCGAAGGUUUAAAUGUGAUGCGUCGCAUUGGCGGACAAAAAAAGCGCAUCCUGCACAAUGUAGCCAAUCGUCCUCACCUCUUCGGCGACGUGGUGGAGUUCAAACCGAGUUCCGAUCCCAGCGAGGAUCUGGGCACCCUUGAGGUUACUGGUUUCCUUCGAGGACAAUCUCUAAACGUGAACGGCUUGGUGCACAUUCCCGGCUUGGGUGACUUUCAGUUGAGCCAGGUGGUUGCCCCGCCAGAUCCGUACAAACUCGACAAAUCACGCGAUGGCGAGAAUGCAGAGGUGCGUCUGCUGGACCGCAGUGAUCCACUAAAGCGCACCUCACUCCAAAGCGAGAACAUACCCGAUCCCAUGGAUGCGGAACAGACGUGGCCCACGGAGGAGGAGAUCGCCGCUUCGCAGCAGGAGACCAAAAAGAUGAAGCUGGUGAAACGUGUGCCCAAGGGCUACAGCGAGUACCAGGCAGCCUGGAUUCCCGAUGUCGAGGAGGUGGAAAAUCCCGGCAGCAACGAUGAUAUGAGCGGCGACGAAGAUGAUGAUGAUGAUGACGACGAGGAGGAUGAUGAGGACUUCAUGUCGUGCGAUAACAAAUCCUUCGAGGACGAGUACGAGAAGCGGGACUCCGACACAGAGGAGUUUCAGGACAGUGUGUCCGUGGCCUCGGAGGCGGCCGUCAACGACGAGAAGUACGACCAGCAGAUGGACUUCCAGGAGGAGUGUGAGACUCUCAAGCAGCUGCAGCAGGCACGCACGGAUCAGCUUUGGCCGGAUGAGAUAGACACGCCAUUGGAUGUGCCCGCCCACGAGAGGUUCCAGAAAUACCGUGGCUUGGAGUCCUUUAGGACAUCACCUUGGGAUGCCAAGGAGAACCUGCCCGCCGAUUAUGCGCGUAUCUAUCAAUUCCAGAAUUUCGAUCGCACCAAGCGAAGGAUUUUAAACGAAGCCAAGGAGUAUGAGGGUGUGCUGCCUGGUUUCUAUGUCACGCUUCAUGUGAUCAAUGUGCCCGAAAGCCGCUGGAAUGCUUUCCGGUCCGCCCAGCUGACGGACAACAUUAUUGUGUAUGGAAUGCUUCCACACGAGCAUCAGAUGUGCAUCAUGAACGUAGUCCUGCAGCGAAUGCCCGACUCAGAGGUGCCCCUGAAAUCGAAAGAGCAGUUGAUUAUCCAGUGCGGCUAUCGCCGCUUUGUAGUAAAUCCCAUUUACAGCCAGCACACUAACGGAGACAAACAUAAGUUUGAGCGCUAUUUCCGCCCGUACGAAACAGUGUGUGCUACGUUUUAUGCCCCUAUUCAGUUUCCUCCCUCAGCCGUGUUAGCCUUCAAAGUGAAUCCCGACUCCACGCUGGCGCUGGUGGCCCGCGGACGCCUGCUCUCCUGCAAUCCAGAUCGCAUUGUUCUCAAGCGCGUUGUCCUCAGCGGACAUCCCAUGCGGAUUAAUCGCAAGUCGGCUUCUAUCCGAUACAUGUUCUUCUACAAAGAGGAUGUGGAAUACUUCAAGCCGGUAAAACUAAGGACUAAGUGCGGCCGACUAGGACACAUCAAGGAAUCGCUGGGCACGCACGGCCACAUGAAGUGCUAUUUUGAUGGCCAGCUGCGAUCCUACGACACUGCGUUCAUGUACCUGUACAAGCGAGUCUUCCCCAAGUGGACAUACGAGGAGUGCCUGGUACGAACGGCAGAGCACGAGCGACAGCAUGCGUCUGCAAACAGAAGAACCUCCCAGCAAAUAGCAAUGGAAGAGUAAAUGAGUAUUCGAGUGGAAGGAUAAAACUUACUCUUAUAGCUAAAAAGUAAUCGAAGGACAAUUCAAAACUGUUUUUUUUGUAAUGUUUAUCAAUUUUAAAGUUGACCAUUUUACCAAGAAUGGAAUACAGGAUUGAUGUUUAAAAGUUAAAUGAAAUGUCCAAACGAAUUAUUUUCCCCAUAACCAUCCCAAAAGUACAUACAGUGUGUACAAAAAACCCGCAUCCAUUGCUAUUUAUGUAUGACUGCGUUGUAUAAUAGGAAUAAUAGAAUUAUAUUCACAAACAAUUGUCUUAACUUAA
Molecule: messenger RNA, 2857 nt
Organism: Drosophila rhopaloa
Lineage: Eukaryota; Metazoa; Arthropoda; Insecta; Diptera; Drosophilidae
Gene: Tsr1
Product: pre-rRNA-processing protein TSR1 homolog
Exons: 4
Coding region: 109-2556 (815 amino acids)
Biological process (GO): maturation of SSU-rRNA from tricistronic rRNA transcript (SSU-rRNA, 5.8S rRNA, LSU-rRNA); ribosome biogenesis; endonucleolytic cleavage of tricistronic rRNA transcript (SSU-rRNA, 5.8S rRNA, LSU-rRNA)
Cellular component (GO): nucleus; preribosome, small subunit precursor
Molecular function (GO): GTPase activity; GTP binding; U3 snoRNA binding
Source: RefSeq, a predicted model, not a curated record